Actinia tenebrosa (Australian red waratah sea anemone) is the source of this 1562-nucleotide messenger RNA. RefSeq lists its product as uncharacterized. The record is from RefSeq and is a predicted model, not a curated record. Lineage: Eukaryota; Metazoa; Cnidaria; Anthozoa; Actiniaria; Actiniidae. Gene Ontology annotation, molecular function: biotin binding.
GUUAACCAUAAACAAUGCUAGCUGGGCUCCCUGUGUAUUUCAUUACGCAUGACAAAUCCAGCGUUACAUAUACCUCAUUUGCAUAUUGCGCGAACUCUGCUGAAGGUGACACGUGCUGUGCUGUUUCUGUAGCAAAAAGAAUGUUUUCCAUUUUUAUUAUCCUAGCGAUCCUUUCUACAGCAUUAACAGAUAAAUGUAACAAUCUAGACGGCUUCUGGUACAACCAACUUGGGUCAGAAAUCUUUUUGAAGCAUUCAAACGAUGGAAAAUUGAUCGGGGAGUAUCGGACAGCAGUUGAAAGGUCUGAAGGAUCGGCUGGUAGUAAAACACACUCAAUUCUCUUAGGUGCUGCCCCAUACAACAAGCCUGGCACAACCUUUGCUUUUGCUGUUGUUUGGAACAAUGGGUCGUCAACAACAUCAUGGACUGCUCAAUGUGUUGUAUGUGAAGAUGGGCAUGAAAAGUUUUUGACAUCCUGGCUGCUGCGAUCUCAAGUAGACAUCUGCAUCGACAAGUGGAAAUCUACAAGAAUAGGUCGUGACACCUUCACACGUUAUGAGCAGCUUAGUGGCCCUCGCAAACCAAACAAAAAUCCUCCUUCUCUACCUGCCAUUGAUACAAAUUCUCAUGCUAUUAUUUUCAAGCCAAGGCAACCAUGUGAUAUUGUUGGUACCUGGUAUAAUAGUGUCGGCUCAGAAAUGAUUAUUAAACAAGAUUUUAAUGGUGUUAUUGUAGGUGAGUACCGCACAGCAGUUGAAAGAGAAAAGGGUGCGGCAGGGAGUACCCAUUCAAUGAUUUUUGGAAUAGGCACAAGAGGUGACAUGAACAGUACUUUUGCAUUUUUUGUGGUAUGGAAUGAUGGUGCUUCUGUGACUGGUUGGGUUGGGCAGUGUCAUAUAUGUGGGAUAAACAAAACAGAAGUGAUAGAAAGUACUUGGUUGUUGAGGAGCAAAAUUGGCCGUUGUGGAGAAAACUGGAAAUCUACUCUGUAUGGUGAGAAUAGCUUUACACGAGAGGAACAGAAGGAGGGACYGAGGAAGCAUCUCGGCAUCGACACUCCGGAAAGGGAUGGAGAACCUUCCAACCCACGAGGAGCUAGUACAAUAGUUCGAGCAUGCUAUAUCUGUUGGUGGUUAGGGAUGUGGUUAAUCAUGUUGUGUUCGCAGUCUUUAAGUAACGAAUGUUUUUGAAUUUCCACAGACCUGCAAUUAAUUAAAUCUAAUUUAUCCAGUAAAGUUAAAAAAGUGUGAGAAAAAUGUUUUUCAUAAAGUGAUGAAGACUUGCUUUUGUUGUGCAUCUGAGAAUGCAAUACUUUUAACAGCACUCUCAAAUCUUGGAAAUUGUCUAAUGUGCUGGUAUCUGUAUGUUCAUAAUAGCGAUUGUUGCCUGUUUGAAAAUAACAGUUACAUUCAAAGUGUUGACAGAUGUGACUUAAAGCUGCAAGAGGACUUUGAUCACUUGGAGUUACAUUUCUGAUUUCCAUGAGAAUUAAAACCUUUAUCAUAUAAUAAUAAUAUAGGUAUUUUAUGGAUAAUUAUUAUCCAUAAAAUACCUAUAUUUCU